Rhinocladiella mackenziei CBS 650.93 is the source of this 495-nucleotide messenger RNA. RefSeq lists its product as uncharacterized. The transcript has a single exon. The record is from RefSeq and is a predicted model, not a curated record. Bases 1 to 495 code for a protein of 164 amino acids. Lineage: Eukaryota; Fungi; Ascomycota; Eurotiomycetes; Chaetothyriales; Herpotrichiellaceae.
AUGUUAGCACAAUCACUUCGUCUAUCCUUCUUCUAUUUCUGGCUCGUCUUCAUGGCGGGCCUCUUCUUUGGCUCAAUCCGUGUACCAUUUCUCCAACCGGCAUUGGGCACACGGUACGCUGAACUCCUGGAAAUGCCCAUCAUGGUUGUGAUGAUGUGGCAAUCCGCGCAGCUCACCCUAUGGCAACUUGAGGGAGGACACAGUGGGAAACAUGCGUUCCUCACACCGGUGGCGAUCGGAGCGCUCGCUCUACUGUGGCUGAUGAUCGUGGAACUCGCAACCACCGCGAUCCUGAAGGGUGGAUGGUGGAACGGCGUCAAGGUAUAUUUUGCCGGGCGGGAUUCGGUGGCUGGGCCUGUUUACGCUCUUGCGGUACUGGCGUAUGCAGUCAUGCCGUGGUAUAUCUGGUACAACCAGAAACCAGACGAGGACAAGGCGAUGUGGGAAGUUGAUAAGGCGGCGGUAGAGGAAGAUGAAUAUUGCAAUCGGGGAUGA